This is a messenger RNA of Clonostachys rhizophaga, 282 nucleotides long. NCBI's taxonomy places the organism in Eukaryota, Fungi, Ascomycota, Sordariomycetes, Hypocreales, Bionectriaceae. The record is from the annotation of a GenBank genome assembly.
AUGGCCCAGGACACAGAUGUCGGGGCCAUGGAAAAAGAGAGGGCAAGGAGGAGUCUGGCCCAGGGCAGAGAGCAGCAAACGGGCAGACAGGCGAAAGAGAUUGCAGAUAGUUGGGAGAAGGGAGGCCGGCUUAAGGAAGGGAUGGGGACAGAGGGUGAGCAAGCGAGCGGGAGCCAGAAUGAGAUGAUUGUCGCCCUCGCCAAAUCAGUGGUGGCACGCUGGGGAGACCUUGCCAUCCACGAAGGUACCUCGUUAUUGUACCCGCCGCCAACUAAUUGGUAG